Rhincodon typus (whale shark) is the source of this 4059-nucleotide messenger RNA. Its product is annotated as high affinity cationic amino acid transporter 1-like. The transcript has 12 exons. Gene Ontology annotation, biological process: transmembrane transport; amino acid transport. The coding region runs from base 9 to 2072 and encodes 687 amino acids. The record is from RefSeq and is a predicted model, not a curated record. Gene Ontology annotation, cellular component: plasma membrane. Lineage: Eukaryota; Metazoa; Chordata; Chondrichthyes; Orectolobiformes; Rhincodontidae. Gene Ontology annotation, molecular function: amino acid transmembrane transporter activity.
UCAAUGGGAUGUCCAUAGCCAUGACGUGCUUUCUUCACUCGGCAGGAGGGCUCUGUGUUCACAGAGAGACAGGACAAGGCGGAUUCGAGUCUACUCCGGAGAUUGUCCCUGGCUACUUCAACCUAGGAAACCCACACUUCCAUCAAAUGCCAAGUAAGAUAAUGGAGAACUUUGGAAAGAAGUUGAUUCGUAGACGAAAUGUUGACUGCAACACAGAUGAAACCCGGUUUGUCAGAUGCCUGACAACAAUAGAUCUAAUUGCACUGGGGGUCGGCAGUACUCUUGGGGCAGGUGUGUACGUUUUAGCAGGUGAAGUAGCCAGGGACAAGGCAGGUCCUGCUAUUGUCCUUUGUUUCUUGAUCUCUGCUCUUGCCUCAGUACUUGCUGGCCUGUGCUAUGCUGAGUUUGGUGCCAGAGUUCCCAAGACUGGAUCUGCUUACCUCUACAGCUACGUGACCGUGGGUGAAAUAUGGGCUUUUAUAACCGGCUGGAAUUUAAUCUUAUCAUACAUGUUGGGUACAGCAAGUGUUGCUCGAGCUUGGAGUUCUACAUUUGACAAUCUCAUUGGUCGGAAAAUUUCAAUUUUUUUUGAAAGCCACUUGAAUAUGAAUUGCCCUGGUGUGCUUGCAACAUAUCCAGACAUAUUUGCAGUCAUCUUAAUCUUGCUUCUUACAGGUCUUUUGGCAUUUGGAGUGAGUGAGUCAGCACUGGUAAACAAAAUCUUUACUGCCAUAAACCUAAUGGUCCUGUGCUUCGUUAUUAUAACGGGUUUUGUGAAAGGUGACAUCAAAAACUGGCAGCUAACGGAAUCUGACUACAAUGAGACCUAUAUCAACAGUACUGAAUCAAAAGCAGGAACAUUUGGUUCUGGUGGAUUCACUCCUUUUGGAUUUUUUGGAGUUCUAACAGGAGCUGCAACUUGCUUCUAUGCCUUUGUAGGGUUUGAUUGUAUUGCAACUACAGGAGAGGAAGCAAAAAAUCCUCAGAAGUCCAUUCCUAUUGGGAUUGUGGUUUCCCUGCUGAUCUGUUUUGUGGCCUACUUUGGUGUAUCUGCUGCUCUCACACUUAUGAUGCCUUAUUACAUACUGAACAAGAAAAGCCCACUACCCGAGGCCUUUAAAUAUGUUGGCUGGGAACCUGCUCACUACCUUGUGGCUUUUGGCUCUCUCUGUGCUCUCUCUACCAGCCUGCUGGGCUCCAUGUUCCCUAUGCCUCGUGUCAUAUAUGCAAUGGCUGAAGAUGGAUUGCUUUUCCGGUUCCUGGGGAACACGCACAAGAAAACCAAGACCCCAGUGCAUGCGACCAUCGUUUCUGGCAUUGUUGCUGCUAUCAUGGCACUACUGUUUGACCUGGAUGUUCUGGUUGACCUCAUGUCUAUUGGUACACUACUUGCCUAUACCCUGGUGGCAGCUUGUGUUCUUAUCCUCCGGUACCAGCCUUCUCCAAACAAACGUGAUUUGUAUGAAAUGACUGAAUUUGGGGAAAAGAAGAGCAGCCUGGCAAGCCAAAUGAACAGUGAGGAUUAUCAGGCUGAAGAAAAUACCUCAGUGAGCUUAAAACUGCUGUUCAAACCAGAACGACAUACCCCAACUAAAUGUUCCGGAUUAAUUAUUUAUAUCAGUGUUGGAAUCCUCUCAAUUGUUUUGACUUGUAUUUGCAUUGUACUGGCGAAAUGGCUCGAGGAGUUAUUCAAUGGACAUGUAAUUUGGAUGACGGUACUUGUGAUGCUGUGCAUCGUUGUUGCUAUUAUUACUUUCAUUAUAUGGAAACAACCACAGAAUGAAACGUCACUUAGUUUUAAGGUACCACUCCUUCCUUUCCUACCUAUUGUCAGUAUGUUUAUAAAUGUUUACCUGAUGGUGAUGUUGGAUUUGGGCACCUGGAUCCGGUUUGGAAUUUGGAUGUUCAUAGGUUUUGUCAUCUACUUUGGUUAUGGAGUGUGGAACAGCUCUGAGAACCAGCGAUCCUCUUUCAAUCCUGUAGACUCGGAUAGUCAAGAAAAAAUGGAUAAAAUGCUUGACUGCAACAUUUUACUCCCUAUAGAAAAAACAAAGGAAAUAUCAACAGCAUAAAAGAGAAAAUAUUGAAAGGAGUGAUCCGUAUUUACAUUGACAUUUAUAUGUCCUUGCUAAUUGCAUUUAUUACUGUUUUUUUUAAAUAGAAUGUUAGAAGUUGAGAUGACAUAUUUUGCCUUUUUUAUAUUCCAUUGUUGCCCACUUAAAGUAACAUACUUGAGGAGUUAUGCAAUCCACCCAAGGUGAGGGAUCACAGGAAGUUUUAUUCCCACUGACAAUUCAUUAGUAAUAAAAAUGCUACUUGACUUCUGUUGGUACUGCUUGACAUCAUGACUACCAGUCUAUUGUGACCAAGCUCUCAUUCUGUCUACACAAAUUGAAUUUUAAAAUGUCAAACUAUCAAUAAACAUUCUCACUGUUUUGAGAAAGUUCAAGACCCGCGUGAGCAAGUUAACAUUGCUAUUUACGUUCAUUAGAUCUGGUAAUGUUACAUCAACUUUACAACAAAAUAGGGGAGAAUGGGUUUCGCAAUGUCAAUGGAUUGUUAAGUAGAACGGUGUCAUCUCAACCCAUUUAACUGUUUAUUUCCUUGAAUUAUAAGUUCAAGCCUUUCACUGUUUGCAUAGAAAAGGAUUCAUUGUUAUUUAUUGGCUCUGUAUUUUAUUAUGUAAUUAAACAGGCAUUGAUGUAUUUCAAUUAAUAUAGAGAAAUCACAGCUAUUUUACAGUAAUGUAAAAUGUGUGUCUUUGUGAAACAAAGUUGCUGAUUGAUAACAUAUAAGCCUGGCAGUGAAUAUUUUGAUAGACUGUUGAUAUUCUCUCCGCUGUACUAUAGUAAUAGUUCAAAGCAUGAAGAGCGGUGAUGAAAAUGUCUUGUCAGUUUGUAGUUGUAAUGUUGAUCUAGGCCUGCUCCACAUGGCUACUUCUUAUUUCCCAGGUUUUUUGUUUAGAGGGCAGAGACACCAGCUUGGUUGUAUAUAUUUUUAUGUAAAUAUUCUGGUAUUUUAUAAAUACUGUCUUUCAUUAUAUAGCUAAAAACAUGGUUGGGGUGGAGGGCAGUUGGUUUUCUUUAAGAAAGCACUUGAACUUGCUACCAGAAUGUGUAGAAAGUGCCUAAUUUUCAUUUCCACUCGUUGUUGAAACAGAGAAUUAGGAGUUUCCUUAAUAAGCAGCUAAUCUCUAAUAUCAGUUUGAGACCUGGAUAGCAAACUGAAAAUUUAACCCAGUGUGUCCAUGAAACUCUGGAAGAUUAACAGUUGUAACUGGUGUUACAGAAAACAAAAUUGUGGACCAAAUAAAUGGGUAAAAUAAUUUUCAUGUUAGCUGAAUUAACAUAGUAUUAGACCUAUAGUGAAAGGGACUGUGUUCAUUCAGUGUUCAUGUUGGACAACAUUUCACAACAAACUUAGUGUGAAAUCUUGUCGCACAAUCUUCAUUUUAAAAUUGUUCUUUGCCUGUCUCAGUCCAAUUAAUUUAAUUCACCUACUGUUUUUUUGGGGUAAUUAUACUUGCUUGGCAUUGUUUUGAAUGUGGAUCAUUAUUUGAACAUUUUAAUGCAUUUUUUAAAUGACAGAGAACACAAACUGAUUUGAAAAGUUAACAUUGCUAACUCUGAAAGUCAAAUGGUAAUAACUUUCUCUUAAUUCACCCUUCACUAAAGUGGAUGUAAAUAGGAAGGUGUAUCUAACAGUAUUUGUGAAACUGCAUCGUGACCAAUGAAAGGAAAAUAUUAUCAAAUGACAAUUUUAUUCCUUUGGAGUAUUUACAUAUCAAGUUGUGUCUUCCAUAAUGAAAUUUUCAGUUAUUUUCUCAUAAAAUUUAAACAAUAGUAAACUGAAUUGUUUUUAUUAGUUUGAGGGAAUAAUAGUCAAUGUUCAGAUUUUUCUUCAAAUAGUGCUGAUAAAAAUGAAAGAAACUGCCUGUAAAUAUUUCAUGCUCUGCUAUGUGUCUCUGUGUAUAAAACUAUAUUAUUUGUCAAUCAACAUUUAUCUUGUACAUAUGUAUUGAGUAAAUUGUUUUGAAUCAAUAAAAAUAUUAAUAAUUGA